GAGAGACGGUUAGAGAGAAAAUGGGAGGCAGCAUCACCCAGACUGGGAGGAGGGGAGGACAGACAGCGUGAUCGUCCCCCUAUCAGACAGAGGUGGAAGGAAAGUGGGAAUGAGAGACAGACGUGAGGGGAGAAGAGGAGCACAAUGAAGGAGUGCCAUUGUCCAUGCUGGCAGCACUGCCUUUUCACCAUCUGCUGAAAGAGAGAGAGAGAGACAGAGGAGGGAAGAGAAGAGGAGGCAGCCAAACGGAGGAGAGGAUAGAUGGAGAGGAGCUGCCGGCAGUGACUUUGUGAAUUAAUCGAGCGGAAGAGCGGAUCAGAGGAGAAGCACGUUUUUCAGGGAGUGGACGGACGAGAGAUCCAGAAAGAGGAAGGAGAGGACGGAUGACCGGACAGUCUGUGGCUGUUUAAACAUUAAUGUGGUUCUCAUGUGUGCCCAGCUUUAGAUGAAUCGCCAUGGAUUAUCAACUGUAUGCUUUUUAAACCAAAAAAGGAACUACUCUUUAUUCUUUGCCAUUCAUUAAAAAAAAGAAAGAACUCUUGACAUUGAUUAGAGUCACUUUAUACAGAACAAUUUGAUUACUUUUUUUUUUUUUUUUAGAAAUAUAGACUCUCUUUAUGACUUCUGAUUUUCUAUUCUCUAUGAGCAUAAGAUCUACUCUGCAGGAUGUUAUACAAUCAUUGUCUUUGUUAGCUGCUGCACAGAAUAUUCAGGUUGUUUUUAUGCAAGUUUUCUAAACAUCAGUGUUGUCUUUUAGAAGUAAAUGGUUAGUGUAGUUGUUGUUGUUUAUACUGUUAUUAGGAAAGUGUUUAUUGUUCUUUUGAAAUAAUAUCAGACAUACAGUUUUACAUGCCCUAGUUGGAGUCAGUGCAUGCAGCCGACAUGGGAUGUCAACAUUGAUUGGGUUUUAUGGCUGGCGCGACGCUGGUCAAACUUUGAUCAUUUCCUGAAACCUAUUGAUCUUUCUGGGAGUCUGUAGUUUUUCCUCCUGUUGGAUGAAAAGAAGCGCUAAUGUGGAGCCUUUGAUGCAGCAACUAAUUGCUGCCAUGUGAUUUGACAAAGCAGUUAUCUCUUUGUCUGAAGAUUUCUGCGGUUGUCGGGACUUCUCAGAUUAUAUCCUCUGCAGGCAUCUCUUUUAAUGUCUGUUGCCAUAGCAACGGGCGGCAGCUGCAGACAGAACAAGAUGUAAAGUUCUUUUUUCUUGUCUUAUUUCUUAAAACUGGUGCUGUUCCAUUAGGUAAUUGUAUAUAUCUAGUAGACAAGAAGCAGUAGACUUGAUUAGUCCAUGCUUGUGUGCAGUUUUUAGACUUUCUUUCUUAGACAGGAUUUUUUUUUCUUUCCUUGACAGUCUUUGUCUAUGCGAAGCUCGGCAGUCUCCGAGAAUCAGGGUUGUUUCAGGUCACCUGUCUCCCCCUUCCCAUUCUCCCUUCUUUCGUCUUGUGCACGUUGGCUCGGCCCUGUUUGUCCUGAUCUCACCUUUAUCAAUGGCAACCACCAUCUUCAUCAGUAAAGCUGAUGUGCCAUUAUCAGGAAUGACCCGAUAAAUGAGAUUAUCGUACUGGUUUCACUUGUACAUCUCACUCUGUGCAGCUGCUUGGCCUCAAGGCCACUAAUCACCGAUCAUUAGGUGUGCUAAUGUUUGUGACAGUCUGUUCCUAUUACUGCCUGUGUGUAGGUGAUUCAGGAUCUCUCCUCAUGUAGAGGGUCAUCUCCUCUGCAGUCACCUGACCUACACUGUGUCCUGUGCACUAAAACAUCGUUGGGCAGUGUGAGGGUUAACUAUAGCAUUUCAGCACCCCUGCAUAUGGGAACACACCUGGAUUUUCCUCUCUAGUGUUAAUCUUUUGCCUUUUUAAGUGCUAAUUCCCUGUCAGUACUACUUUCUGGUUCUAUUAGGGGUGUUACGGACUGUUUUGUUUGUUCUGCAUGCUCUUUGAUUGUCCAAAUACCGGGUGUCUUUUGUGACUUUUCCAGCCAUACUUCUUUACAGCUUUCUGGAGAUUAUCCCAGCUGGUCUGGCAGUACAUGAGUGUGACUGGAUCCUCCAUGGUGCUUUUUAGCCAAGACCAGAUGGAUGACUAGCUAGAAUUGCUAGACAAUCCCUCUGUGGUGCUAGACUAGUGUAGGCGACUGUUCCUUUGCCAUGCAUCCAGCGCCCACUACAAGCUGGCCCGCUGUACUUCAGACACAGUUAAGUUCUGAAAUGUUAGUGUGUGGGAAAAUUAACCUUUUCACUAGGCAUUACUGAAACAUUGGUGCCAGAUUUACAACGUCGUGUAAGUGGUCUAGGCAAGGUGUGUGUAAACCUUGCUCUCCUUUUGAGGGAGUAAAGGUCAACAGAUUGUAAAUAUGACUAGUGCCUCAAUAGCACUGAGCUGUAGGCCAGCAAGCUUGCUGCAGGACUGUAGGUGUAGUCUUGCCUCCUACUGAGAUCAAACUGCUGCAGACUGUUUUGGGACUUUGGGACUCUGCGAGAGACUGUUAAUGUAAACAGGCUGUUGUUUGCCUUCUAGGUUGGUCUAUGCAGAAUAUGAGAUGUUAUGUGGUUUCUACACGAUAGUUUGAAGUAAAACUGAGAGCUAACCUGCUGCUCGAUAAGCCCUGCCUUAGAUAAGGAAGGAACCGGUCCAAGAACUUUAACACUUGGCUUGUUCAUAUCAUAUGGGGCUGUGUCAACGCUCUUCUCUCAGGUAACUAUAAUCUGUGCUUUGGUGUUUGAACCAGGCAGUAAUACAGUAACAGGGUAAGAAGAGAGGUGCAUAGAGAGAUCAGCAUUAACAACAGUGUGGUUUUAAUUGAGCAUUUCCAGCAGGGUGAGCGAGUUCACGUUCAACUCUAGUGAGCCUCCAGCACCAUUCAGGGAACCCUGGGUUGGGAGUUCACACUGGACCAAUCAGGUCUCAUUACCAUCACAACAAGCCCACCGGUAGUCGUCAUCAGCCAAUGACCUACAUUCUCCGGUGUUACAUCACCACCGUGCUACUGCAUUGUCUAUCGCUGUAGCGGACACAGACAACAUCUCAGAAUCAACCUACCGCUAUCUAAUGGUGCUCGAGAAAAAGAAAAAAAAAACAUCCUAACUGAGGCGGCGAGUUUUAGGCAACACACUUGAACCACGACAGCCUCACUUGUUUUAGCCAUAUCAGGAACUUCAGUCAGGAACGGGCCCGACUCUGCCGGCCCAGUCUUAAGUACUAACUUUUUUCUUUCUGUUUUCUACUAGUGUCUAAAUAGGUGAUCAUGCCUAGCCUCUAGCCAUCCCCAAUCUUAAAGUUAGAGAGGCGGAAAGACAGGGCUCACCAUCAAUACACUAGACAGGGACUGUUAAACAGGACAGCCUGGAGAACGGGCGAGCAGACGAGGGAGGGGGUGAGGGGGAGCGAGAGAUCAUCUGGAAGAGGAGAGAGGAAGUGGUGGCGCGGGAGAGGGCGGAGGCGUUGGAGAGACAGAGGUUGGCAGAGUACAUCGUGUGGAGAAAGAGAGAGGGCUUCCAGGAGAAGAGAGGAGACAGAGAGAGGGGAGGAAAGAGUGCAGAGAAGGGGGACGAGGCUGUGUCAGAAGUAAUCUGGAAGAGGAGAGAAGAAGAAGAAGAAGGAGACGCAGGGAGGGAGAGGGCGAGGGCCAUUCAGAGAGGACAUGAAACCAUUUGGAGGAAGAGGGAGAGGGAAUAAAAGAGGAAUCCGAUUUGAUUUGAAGAUUUGAGAAUACGAUGCAGUUGAAAAGUAGGUGUUAAAGCGUGCCGCGUUGGAUACUAGCCACACAUCAGUAAGCCUCCUCUCUCUUCUUUAGCAGUUCUGGGCUUCAUUGAGCUCUGCAGGUGCUCGCUGUGGUAUCGACCAACUGGAGCUGUGAAUUGUGUGUGUGUUGCUGCCGUGUUGGUGCGCGCAGCCCCCUUGCGAUCCCCUCGUUGGCUGCUAAUAGGAUUUUUAUGGGCCCAUGUCAAGCAGGAUAGAGCUGCCAAGGGGAGUUGCUUCACAACAUGCACGCAUGUGCACACACGCCAACACACACAUAAUCUAAGAAGCAUUGUGGGUAGGAAAGGUUUAUACCGUCUCACUCGCAUGUAAACACAUCACGUACAAGAGCACAGCGCUCAGUGCAGUAAGACACACAUGCGAGGGGGGCGUUGAGAGACAAUCACUUGUGUUGAUUCUCCAUGGUGCUGGCGACAGCUGGAUAACUGGCCAUCACUGAGAGGCUGUUAAGCUGGGACAAGAUACUCACAGAUAUUGUUUUACAUUAUGGCAAAAACACUGAUGAACACUUUGUGGAGAGUUAAACUAUGUCAUCAUCAGUCCCUGGGAACACAAUGAACAUUGACGCAGAUUUAAAAGUGAACUGAUGACAACAUGAUCUGCACUGGUGCACUAAAAACAAACUUUUUUCAUCUGCAUUCUACCAUUAACUGGGACACCACACUUUUCCUCUGCGCCUUUUCUCAUUCUUCUUCCAUUGUGGGUGAAGCUGUUUUUAAGACGGUUUGGUUUCGGCUGCCUGGUAAUGAGUGGAGGACAGACAACCAGACAGAUGGAUGCAGCUCUUACGCUGAGGGAGACAGACAGAUGGCUGUGUGUCCUUUUCGAGAGAAACUUUGAAUACUGAGACAAAGAGACUUUGAUUGAAUCACUAGAGCCUGUGUGGACUUGCGCGGAUAUAAAAACUGACACUGCAGAUUCAUUAUGGAGCUUGUCCCAAAAACCAAGUACACCCACUUUCGAAGUGAAUCACUGAGCUCAACUGAUGAAACAAACUCCAAUCCAUCAUCGUUCCCUCCUUCCAGUCCUGCCACCCCGCUCACUCCCUCCCCCGGUUUACCUUCCUCUCUCUCCUCCUCAUCUCUCACUCCCAUCUUGCCCCCCUCUUCUCCCCGCCCGGCCGAGAACAGCCCCACCACCCUUUGCUCCUUCUUCCCCAGAAUGGGAUCCCUUCGUCUGGGUGUCUCUGCCACUCUUCUCCCAGGACUCAAGGCCUCAAGUAGGCCGCAGCAGGCACAGGCGCCCGUUGAGUCCUCUGGGGACGACAGGAGCAGCUCUAGCUCCUCCCCUCCGCUUCAUCACCCACUCCCCCCUCUAACCGCUCCUUCUCCCCCUCCCCGACCUCCUCUGCAGGAUAUGAACCGGCUAGGAGGGGCGUCCAGGAGGGCACGGGUGGAAGGAGGGCAACUGGGAGGAGAUGAGUGGACGCGCCAUGGCUCCUUUGUCAACAAACCCACCCGUGGCUGGCUGCACUCCGACAGUGUGGUCAGCACCACCGGUGUUUCUUACACUGUACGGUACAUGGGUUGUGUGGAGGUGCUACAGUCAAUGCGAGCGCUCGACUUCAACACCAGAACUCAGGUCACCAGGGAGGCCAUCUCUGUGGUGUGUGAGGCAGUGCCCGGAGCCAAAGGAGCCCAGCGCAGGAGAAAGCCUUCCUCUCGCUGUCUGACCUCCAUCCUGGGGAAGAGUAACCUGCAGUUUGCUGGCAUGACAAUCAACCUCACCAUAUCGACCAGCAGCCUCAACCUGCUGGCCUCCGACUGCAAACAGAUAAUCGCCAAUCAUCACAUGCAGUCCAUCUCCUUUGCUUCUGGAGGAGACCCAGAUACAGCGGAGUACGUAGCAUACGUGGCCAAAGACCCAGUCAACCAGAGAGCAUGUCAUAUCCUGGAGUGUUCAGAGGGUUUAGCCCAGGAAGUCAUCAGCACCAUUGGCCAGGCCUUUGAACUGCGUUUCAAACAGUACCUGAAGAACCCCCCCAAACUGGUCACGCCUCAUGACAGAAUGGCUCCGUUUGACGGCUCUGCAUGGGAGGAAGAAGAUGAUGAGGCAGCUCCACCUCCUGACGUCCCUUACUAUAAUAAUUUUCCUGGAAAACAGCCUCCCCCUGGUGGACUGAUUGACAUGAGGACCCGCCCAGGUGCCACGCUGCCUUAUGGACAACCAGGUCAGAAUGACAUUCACAAGCAGCCGCUGCCGCCUCUGCCAGUGGGAGCCAAAGAAGGGGGACGGGAACUGUUCGAUGACCCUUCAUACGUCAAUGUGGAUAAACCCCGCCUCCCAGUUGCAGCCAAUGGGAAUGCUCACAGAGAUGCUUUUGACAUGAAGCCAUUUGAUGAUGCCCUGGGGGUCUCUGGGCAUAGUGUCCCAGGCUCAGUGACAGCAGCGCCCCCUCUGGUGCAGCAGUUGCAGUGUGAGGCCUGGUUCCAUGGUAGCUUAAGUCGCAGGGAAGCAGAGAGGCUGCUGACCCGCGAUGGAGACUUCUUGGUGCGAGAAUCUGGGACCACACCGGGACAGUACGUCCUCACGGGACAGCAGGGUGGUCAGCCCAAACACCUGCUACUAGUCGACCCAGAAGGAGUGGUUCGUACAAAAGACCAUCGGUUUGAAAGUGUGAGUCACCUGAUCAGCUACCACAUGGACAACAGACUCCCUAUUGUAUCAGCUGGUAGUGAAGUGUGUCUGCAACAGCCAGUAGAGCGCAGGGCCUGACGUUAAACACACACCAAUGAAAUACUCCACCAAAUAUAACGCACUCCUGCAGCAACUCAACUCAACGCAAGACAAACACACCUGCAUUAGCUAUAAGACACACAGCAACACUACACUUGAUACACAUACACAAUAAUAAAUAUGCACACACCAUAGCAAAGCCAAAAAAGACAAAAAACUUCUUUUUCUCUGCAAAAUCACUCACUUGCUGCUGUUGCCACAUAUUCCUUUCUGAAAGCCAAACUGUGACCUGCAGUCCUUGACCCCACCAACUAUCAGGCGCAUCCCUCCACAACGGAGAAGCACUGCUGCAAUUUCUCAACAGCCUACUGUGAACCAGGGAGGAGCCCUUUGCUAAUUUAAGAACGGGGCGACAAAAAAAUGCAAAUUUUUUUACAGAAAAAAAAACUAAUCUUAUUGUACGAUUAUGAAAAAAAAAAAACAGAACUACUAAUCCAUGGAAUUGUGUACAAAGAAAUUGUGGACCUGAAAAGUGAAGAAAGGAGCAUUAAUGGGACUUCGAAUGAGAUUGUAUGCUUUUUUUAGCACCUGUUCUUUCUUUCUGGGAAUGAUUUCCCUCAGACUGUUGCUGGAGUAUAUUAGGCAAAACACAAACUGGAUGGCAGCGGUUCUUUGUUUCAGAGACUGAAUCAGGCUUAAACAUAAACACUUUGAGCCUGUAGCACUUCAGCAGCAAACCUGACUUUGUAUUAAUACUGCCUGGUGAAUAUGCAUAAACAAGUUUGCUUCCAGUCUAAUCAGGAGGGCCACCUUACCCCCAACCACUCCCCUUUUAUGGAUGUUUGAACUUUGACCCCCCUACCCCCAGAGUGAUACCUGGUAAUGAGGAAAGCCUGUAUGCAAAACUGGGGACUGCUAUGCCAUGAUAUACGUUCUUUUUUUCCUUUUUUUUCCUUUGUUAUCUUGGGACUCUUUACUUAUUGGACAUUCUGAGUCGAACGAAUCAGCUGUAUCUCCCUAAUCCCUCUGUAAACACAGAUACACACACACCUUUACACCACACACGAUCUGCACCACCUGUAAUGCCAAAGAACAUGAACUUGGUCGCUAACAGCAGAGAAAGCCUUGAUGAUUAUCAACAGUUAUCUGUCUGGUGUGCUUACAGCAUUGGGUGCAAAUGUAGAUAGGAGAAAAUGCAUAUUAAAUGGGCCUGCUUUAGAGAGCAGAAGAAUCUAGAUGACUGUGCCUGAAUACGUAAUCUAAAAUGAGAUCUUUAAUGUAAAUUGUGCGUUGAUGUCUCCCACAAACACAAUAACUAGUACAUUUUGAGAAGUAUAGACCAGAUCGUUUGACCUGUUGCUUUUCAUUGACUCCUUAGUAUGUGUUUGCAUUGACAAUCUAUGGGUUCUAUCUUUAUCUAGUGUUCUGACUGAAAAGGAGUAGUUAAAGGAGAUCUCUUUAAAUGUUGGCCAAUGACAAAUGUUGAACAUCCUAAGCAAUGAAUUUCUCUCUGCAAAAAUGAUGCAAAUGUUGUAGUAACUGGUUAGGUAAUUUUUGUGUAUUGUGAUGUUGCUUUAUUUUGUAAUCAUUUGAGGGAAUAAUGUCCUUUUUAAAAAAAAAUGAAGUGAUUUGGGGCUAACUGAACAUAAGGACAAAUGUUUUUAGAGCAUUGCUAACGAUGAGAUGCCAAAUGUUUCUCCUCAGUGUGCUUUUUUUCACAAACCUUUGAGGAUUUUGUGGGGGGGGGAGAAGUUCACACUAUUGUUUCUCCUUUCCUCUUCCUCCUCCCUCAGUUCAUGAAGUUGUGUUUUUUUAAUGUCUUUUUUAAUUGUGCCUUGUUUCUUCAAUGCAGUCACGUCACUUCAAUGCAGUCACCUUAUGUACUUAAUUCAAAUGUAGUCGACUACAGGAGAAUCUCACACAAGCCUCUCAGUUAAACAAAGACUCUGCAAAAAUGACACUCCAAUAAACACACAUAAACAGAUCCAGUGAUGGCAAUCUCCUCUGAUGCACAUUCUUGCAUUCAGCUUAUAGUCACAGAUACUUGAUGUCACCAUUUGGCGGGAUAUUUCUUGACCAUCUGUAUAUAACAUUGGUUUUUGACUGGUCAGCUCAGUAUUGGAUUAUUGUUUUCAUAGUUGUAUAUUUAAUGACUCAUUUGAUAAGUAAACACAGAGCCAGGAACCACAGCAUUGAGGUAGCUCUUCUUAAAGCCAAUUGAACUUGUCAAAGAGAAAUAUGAGAAGGGAUCUUUCAACCUAAACCUUAACUGUCAACUAGUAAUCAGACCCUGAAGAGGGCUCACUUGUAAUCUAACACGCACACACACAUACCAGAGUGUCAGCUGGGUCAGUCAGACACUCACACUGUGCUUGCACUCUGUUUGUAGGUCAGAGAUAGGAAAACCAGAGCUUUAAGUUCUGCUGUGUGUGUGUUGGAUCAGACCCACCUGACCCUCUGCAUCAUUAGUGAACUGGUCCCAUGUUAUCAUCCUUUCAUCACGGAUGCCUUUGUUGCAUGAAAAUCCUUUCAAAAAUAACAAUUUUCUUGUGUGUUGUUGGUGGUGGUGCUUGUGUUGAUGAUGCUGUUGUACUUUUUAAUUUGUGUUUUUGAAAGCCAAAGGUUACUUUCAAAUAGCGUGCACAGAUAUUGAUUUUUACUUUUUAUGUUUCUGUUUUAAUACUUUUGUUUUUGUUUGUAGGGAAACAUGUUGGUUUACACCUGUAUCUGAAAAUAUAGAUUGCAUUAUAUAAAUACAUAUAUCAUU
Messenger RNA from Morone saxatilis (striped sea-bass), 9198 nucleotides. It is a transcript of the gene shc1, whose product is annotated as SHC (Src homology 2 domain containing) transforming protein 1. Gene Ontology annotation, cellular component: plasma membrane. Gene Ontology annotation, biological process: intracellular signal transduction; cell surface receptor protein tyrosine kinase signaling pathway. Lineage: Eukaryota; Metazoa; Chordata; Actinopteri; Moronidae. The coding region runs from base 4680 to 6470 and encodes 596 amino acids. The record is from RefSeq and is a predicted model, not a curated record. The transcript has 12 exons. Gene Ontology annotation, molecular function: receptor tyrosine kinase binding.